Molecule: messenger RNA, 3000 nt
Organism: Adineta ricciae
Lineage: Eukaryota; Metazoa; Rotifera; Eurotatoria; Adinetida; Adinetidae
Source: the annotation of a GenBank genome assembly
AUGCCAUAUGAUCGAACAGUGUCACAGAAUUUACGUUAUCUCGACGAUGCUCUGACUCACGCUAUCGAUCAGUUAAAUAAAUUUAACAGUGAAACCAUGUCGGAUCUGUCGCUCAAAUACGAAUUGAUACGAAAUAAUGAAAGUCGUGUUAUUGGUUUUUUUGCUCAUCAACUCAUGUUAGUACAAAUGCAAAAUCCGGCCGGACAAAACGGCGGAUUUCAUAGUGAUUAUCCCAAACUCAAUCGGUUCCUCUCUGUUGUCAAUAUCAACAAAAAAUCCAUUGAAUAUAUUGAACAGCGCAUGACAUUUGAUGAUCUUUUGAAUGGAAAAGCAGCAGUACGCGAAAAGCUUUUAUAUGACGCUGGAACGACUGAAGUUGAACGUAAAGACUUUCGCAAUGCAUUCAAUGCACUGAAAGAUUGUCUUGAUUACUUUCUUCAUGGUGGUACCAACGAUCAUGGACGUUUCUAUUGGCAUAUAGAAACACCAUCAGCACCAGUGAUGACGCCUUACGCCUCGCGUCAGCAUCGUUUGUCAGAUACAGUACUUUCAGUACCACUCAGUACGGAUUCUGAGAGAUCGUCGUCCGUGUCUGCGUCUCUAUCAACCGAAUUCGGAGCUGUCACAAAUACAAGCACACCCACGACGACAACAGCCACAGCAAACCAUCCAAGACGACACUAUCCUACACCGCCACCGCCACCUACACGUUCGAUACAUUUAUCCGUCAAUGGAAAAAGAAAAUGUGAACACCCCAGUAAGAAAAGCUCAGUUGACCCUUCGAUAUUUGCCAAUGUGAAUCCGCCACGCACUAUGGAUUUACAAUUACCGGGUGAUAGUUCAACAUCUCGUCGGAGCUCGUACGGUUCAGAUACGGAUAGCCGAUUGCAAUCUGAUGUCGAGUACAGUAGUACUGAAAAUGAAAUAUACAAUCUUCCAUAUCAGCUGGCAAAGCGUAAACUUUCAAUAAAAGCCUUCGAUAAAUACUAUUACACGAAAGCACUUUCGAAAUUGAUCCAUCAAAAUGCAACAGCGUCGGAAUCUGAACAAACUGACGUAAAUAAUAUUCUGCCAUUGAACUCAUGUAAUCACAAACAUCAUGACAAUAAACUUGUCACGAAACUUGCCAAAAAUCACUUAUGGAAUAGACCUGCUUUCAAAGAGGGAACGGCAACACCAAAAUCACCAACGAUACGUUCACCAACUAUGUCCGGCUCACCGAUGGGUUCCACACAUAAUAGUGAUACAGAAAAUGAUCCUAAAUCACCAGAUACACCACUUUACAAUACACAAUCUCCCGUUAUUCGUCAUCGAAUGGCGCAUAAAAUUCAGCACAAAUGGACUAAUCUGAUGAAAUUAUCAACGUGUAAUGUAUGCACAAAAAAGAUCUUCUUUCUCGGUACCAAAUGCAACAAUUGCAAGUUCGCAAAAACGCGGGUUUUCAAGUUUUCAUUAUGUGAUGUCUGCCGAAGACAGCUAUUUCGAGGAAAGGCUUGCCUUCAUUGCAAGUACAAAUGCCAUAAAGAAUGCGUUCAACAAGCUCCCACUAAUUGUGGUUUCAGUGAAGGUAAAUUCCGCCGUGCCAUCGACAACACUGAUAUUCAAAAUGCUUUCGCCAAUUCAACUCCACUGACGCGGAAAUAUCAUUUCACUCCAUCGGAUAGUAUUAGUCCAACUCCUUCAACUCCAAUAUCAGCACCCGGUUCUCCUGCGCCACAUCCGUCGCUGGCUAGUUAUCAUUUCAGCGGGACCACAUCAAAUGGAAGUCCAUCGAUAUGCGUCAGUGAAUCUAUCUAUUGCACUCAAAAUGAUCCUGAUAGUUGGGUUGUCAUCGAGACCAAUACGAAAACAGCAUCAGAACUUCCGGAAUCUCAGUCCGACAGUGAUACGAAUUCAACAGCUCAAACCGAUACUGGAACCAAUCUGACUGAUUCAACGAUAACACUAUCAAAUAGAUACUCCUCUCAGUUAUCACAAAACGAUUCGAAACAAUCUGCUAGAGAUGAUUUUAAAUCGAAACUAGCAAUUUCAUUCGAUGAUGAUGUCGAUGGAGAUCCAGAUAAACGAAGCAUGGAUCUACCUACUUCAAUCCAAGAUUGGGUAAUUGGUUUUAAUAAUAUUAAAAUGAUUGAGGAAGUUCGCCGAUCGUCUGGUUCAUUGAUGAAAGCACAUUGGCAUGGUGAGCUCGCUGUCAGACUGAUAAAACCAAACCCCAAAUCGACCGAUGUAGAAUUCUUGGAACAAUUUAAAAAUCAAAUAUUCCGCUUACGAAAAGUUCGACAUGAACAUUUGAAUUUGUACACAGGCGUUUGUAUCGAAAGUCCCAAUUUUGCUAUUGCUUCAAAUUGGAUUCGUGGUUCAACACUAUUCGAAAUGAUUCAUAUUCGCAACGAUUCCAUUCUAUUCAGUUUAGCUGUUCAAUAUGCUGCACAGAUAGCUCAAGCUAUGAGUUAUCUACAUGAAAAGUCGAUCAAUCACAUGUCAUUACGCACCACUAAUAUUUUCGUUCAAAAUAAUCGCGUUGUUCUAACAGAUUAUGGUUUAGUGCCAUUGAGUAAAUGUUAUCGAUACCAUGAACAACCAGCAGUGAUCGUUCCGCGAGGAUUUUUGAGUUAUUUAGCCCCUGAAAUCAUACGAAAACUCGAUGCACGAAACGAACAAACGCUUUUACAGCAUACACCUCAAACGGAUGUUUACGCUUUUGGAACGGUUUGGUACGAACUUCUAUUCCGAGAAUUUCCCUAUGCAAAACAACCCGCAGAAUACAUCAUCUGGCGAGCAGGAAAUUCCUUAAAACAACCAUUGAGUAGUGUGCAUAUUAGUAAAAACGCCAAAGAUAUUAUCAACCAAUGCUGGUCGUUUGUACCAGAUGAUCGUCCAGAUUUUGCCAUGUUAUGUAAAUCUUUGACAAAAAUGCCUGGUAAACGUUCAUUAGUUCGAUCUCCAUCCACACCACUUCAGUAUCAUGGACAUCAAACAUCGACAAAUCCAUUUAAAUAA